Messenger RNA from Penicillium verhagenii, 1251 nucleotides. RefSeq lists its product as uncharacterized. The transcript has a single exon. Bases 1 to 1251 code for a protein of 416 amino acids. Lineage: Eukaryota; Fungi; Ascomycota; Eurotiomycetes; Eurotiales; Aspergillaceae. The record is from RefSeq and is a predicted model, not a curated record.
AUGACGCAACCGCCUCCUCAGGCUAAGAGCCUCUGGGCACGGUCCCUGUACUGGACAAUCUCUGUACUCGCAUUCUCAAUAUUUUACAGAGCCUAUGUGCACAAUGUCCUCUUCGUCACGCUGGGUCUGGGACGCCAAGUCCAGCCCCUUGAAGAUUUCCCAUGGAAAUGCACCCGGCAGUAUGACCCUCUGCUGCAGGGCUGCGAGGAUAUGUGGCUGGACCACAACGACCGAAAACUGUACGCCGCGUGCUCGACUAUCGAAUCUCGUCAAGGGUGGACCCCCGGUGGAAACAAGUACGAUCUCUCGGCGCGCAGUCUCAGCGAUCAUAUCGCGGUAUUGGAUAUUGAUAACGUUGAUCCCGAAUCUGGCCUUUCAGUUCCACGUCAGUUGAAGAUCGGAGGCUAUGAGGGUGCAUUGGAUCUUCAUGGGUUUGACGUGCGUCAUAUUGGAUCUACGGUGCGGUUCUGGUUGAUCAAUCAUAAACCUGCGGUCGACGCAGCUACAGGACAACCUUUGGACGCCUGGACUCACGGGGCGAAUUCCACAGUGGAAAUAUUCGAUUUGAACAAAAUCACCGAUACAUUGGAGCACGUUCGCACUGUCUACAGUGAUGCUAUAAUCUCGCCAAAUAACCUCGCUGUUGAUGCUGAUGGUGUGGGAUUUGUGAUCACAAAUGACCACAAGGGCAAGACUGGACGCUUUCGCGAUCUGGAAAUGCUAUAUGGCACUGGAAGCCUUACCUAUUGCCGAUCUGAUACUGGGGAGUGCAAUGUUGCUGCGAAAAGUGGUUUCCGCAUGCCCAAUGGAAUUGCCAAGGGUCGGGACGGCCUCUACUACGUCGCCCACUCUGUAACAGGCCAUGUCACCGUUCACAAACUCGAAGGUGAUCAGUUGAAGCAAGUGGAUACUAUCCAGAUGGGAUAUCCCGUGGAUAACAUCUCAUUUGAUGAAGAUGGAAGCCUGAUUGCUGCUGCUAUACCGGAUUCUUUCCAGUUUAUGAAGUCUGCAGAUCACCCACAUGAUAUUGACGCCCCGGCCACUGUCUUAGCUACCCCCAUCAAAGGGAAAGAUGGAGAGUGGAAGGUCUUGAAGAUUGUGGAGGAUGCAUUGGCCAUAAAGCUACCUUCCUCAACAGUUGCCGUCCAAGAUACACGAACAAGUCGUUUGUUUUUGGGAGGAGUGUUCGCUCCGUUUAUUACCGUCUGUGAGAAACAGGAGCCUGUGUCUCCGGACGAGCAUAGUAGAUAA